Conger conger (European conger) is the source of this 2510-nucleotide messenger RNA. Its product is annotated as DEP domain-containing mTOR-interacting protein. The transcript has 9 exons. The record is from RefSeq and is a predicted model, not a curated record. Gene Ontology annotation, molecular function: protein binding. Gene Ontology annotation, biological process: intracellular signal transduction. The coding region runs from base 237 to 1469 and encodes 410 amino acids. Lineage: Eukaryota; Metazoa; Chordata; Actinopteri; Anguilliformes; Congridae.
UGUCAGUGGGUGUGUCAGGGUAUCGGCGUGAAUCUGUUACUGUAUCAGCGCGAGUGUGUCCAUGUAUGUGUAUGAACGUGUCAGUGUAUAAGUGUGAGUGUGUCAGUGUAUAAGUGUCAGUGUGUCAGUGUAUCAGUGUGAGUGUGUCAGUGUAUCAGCGUGAGUGUGUCAGUGUAUAAGUGUGAGUGUGUCAGUGUAUAAGUGUCAGUGUAUCAGUGUGAGUACGCUAGAAACAGAUGAAGAAGAUUGACACCAGCAUGAAGAGGAAAGCCACUGCAAGGCAGCACAAGGCGGAGGUGAUGAUCGCAGGUGAGCAGCUCAGGCUGCGACUGCACGACAGCAAGCUGAUCAAGGACCGGCGGUAUCACCUGCGCACCUACCCCAACUGCUUUGUGGCGCAGGAGCUGACGGACUGGCUGAUCGGCCACAAGGAGGCGCCAGACCGAGCCACCGCGGUUCGUCUGAUGCAGCAUCUGAUGGAACAUGAUAUCCUACACCAAGUGUGCGACAAGUGCUCCGUGUUCAGAGACGCCAAACUGCUGUACCGCUUCCGCAAGGACGACGGAACGUUCCCCUUCAAUUCGGAGGUGAAGGUCUUCAUCCGCGGCCAGAGGCUCUACGAACAGUUGAUUUUAGGGCGGAGCACUAUCCUGCAGGUGAGGGAGGAGCUGGGCGUGGCUUAUCAGCGCUCGUUCCCUGGCUGUCAGAUGAUCGAUUGGCUGCUGCAGAACAGCGAGGCCGAGAGCCGGAGGCAGGGCCUGGAGCUGUGCCGCGCCCUGCUGGAGCACGGAAUCAUCCAACACGUGUCCCUGAAGCAUCACUUCUUCGACAGCGCGCUGCUGUAUCAGUUCUGCAUCAACUUCCGGCGGCGGCGGCGUCUGGCCGAGCUGCUCGCGGAGAGCGAGGGGGACGCGGCGGGCGGGGAGGGGGGGGCGGAGCGGGCGGGGCCUCGCCCGCCGGAGAAUUUCACCGACAGCCCCUUCAUCCUGAGGAAAAACCUCCCCCAGGGAAACAGCAACUUCCUGUCUGUGCAGCCCAAUAAGGAGAUGAGGGUGAUGUCAUCAGUGCGCAGGGGGAGUUGGCCCGCACAGCAGAACACCCCUGAUGCGUACCUGCCCCCUGUGCCUCUCUGCUCCACCUCGCUGGCAAAGUGCAACCCCAAAUCAGUGCUGAGGAGGAGAGUGAGCUGGCAAGAGCUACUGUCUCCUGGUGCGCCCUUCAUCAAGCGGGUUCUGACGGUGGUGGGGGAUGCUGUGGGCUGGGGGAUUGUGGUCCGUGGGCCUUCGCCUUGCUACAUCCAAGCUGUGGACCCGGGAGGCCCUGCUGCUGCGGCAGGAGUAAAGGUGCGUCAGUUUGUGUGCCAGGUGAACGGGGUGUGUGUCCUUCACCUGCAUUAUCGCACAGUGACCAAUCUGAUCAUGUCCGGACCGCGUACAGUCGUGCUGGAGAUGAUGGAGCCACUUGACUGAGCUGAUGAGACCCAAACUGGACUAUGAUCCCCAAGAGAUCAGACACCAAUCCAAUGCUGUGACCAUCCUUUCAGAAAUUGAAUAUAAUGCCUAUAUUUGUACUGAAAUAAUUGCAAAGUAGCAAUAAUUUAUGCAUUUGCCGAUUUAGUCUUACAAUAUCUUUUCUGAUCUUGCAACUCUUCACAAUACAUGGACUCUUCAAAAAUGGACUAAUGAACAAAAUAUUGCUACUUUCAGAACUAGUAUAUAUAUAUUUUUUAAACUGUGUUUUGAAAUAUAUUCAUCAUAUUUAAUGAAGCAUCCACAUAUUUAUAUAUUGCAAUAAUUCAACUUACAAAAGGGCAUUACUCAUAUUUUUACUUGUAAUGGCAUCUUGGCACUUGCAUAUACAUAUAAACAUUGAAUUAUUAUCUGACAUUCCUUGAUGUCCGUAUGCCUUCUUUCAGAAAAAGCAGAAGCACUUUAGAAUCUGUGUCGUCUAUUGCUCUGCAUGUAGCACUGAUCCAAACUGGAGUGAUUGACUUGACAGCCUAAUGUCACUCAAAUAGCAUUCUUUGAUUUAUUUUUUUUAAUAAUGUAUGUGUGUUAUUUCACUUGUGCCUCAUUUAUCUAUUUUGAGAUUCAAACCUGCCACACCAGCUUGGCCACACCACCACCUAGACACUUUGAUACACUAUGAAACUAUGAGUUUGUUAAAGAUGUGAAACACAUUGCUUUUUACAUGGUUCGCCUUGAACCCCACCUUCACUCUAAUCUUUAGCAUACGUUUGGCUCCAUUUGGGCAGGCACGCUGGCGAUGUGUAACGUACGUCUACUGGUGCAACCCAAAGCAGCAAAGUGAAAUAUUCAUGGAUCAGUGUCACACGCCAUACACUAUUGCUCUAUCGGCGGUCAUAGUGCGCGGAAACUGGAUAUUUAAUGCAGCACCAUCUCAGUUCAUAACAGUUUCCAAGGGGUUUUCUUAUCUUGCAUACAGCCUGACAGGCACCAUGGACAGACGCACAGAACAGACGGUGCUGUGGGGAUGGUUUGCCAGUCCUA